Xylaria bambusicola is the source of this 947-nucleotide messenger RNA. Its product is annotated as Mss4-like protein. The record is from RefSeq and is a predicted model, not a curated record. Bases 103 to 741 code for a protein of 212 amino acids. NCBI's taxonomy places the organism in Eukaryota, Fungi, Ascomycota, Sordariomycetes, Xylariales, Xylariaceae. Gene Ontology annotation, molecular function: carbon-sulfur lyase activity. The transcript has 5 exons.
UCAUUGUCAUCCUCAUUUGCCCGGCCGUGCUCGAACUAUCACCACGUGCCCAAUAGAAAAAUCGACAGCGCUGGAUCCCGCGACAGUAGGCUAUUCCACGCAAUGCCAGAGAAGUCAAACAGACCCGAAGUUGGCGAUGGAACCGGGCAUCUAGAGGAUAUGCCUGCGAAGCAGGACAAUGACGAUUGGAAAAAUCGGCCACCCUAUUGCACUACAGACAAAACCGAAAAGUUUCAUAAGAGACAUACGGCGCAUUGCCACUGCGGGAGGGUCAAGUAUUGGUUGAGUCGGGAAAAGCCGUUGGCAGCAAAAUUCUGCCACUGCGUUGACUGUCAGGCACUACAUGGAGCGCCAUUUCAAUGGGCAGCCAUAUUCCAUAAGGAGGAUUUGCAUUUCGAGAACGGAGCUGAGGGCCUCGCCUUUUAUCACUCACCGACGAAGGGAACGCAUUAUGAGCUGCCUGUCAAAGUGAGCUGUUCAUAUUGUCAUGCCCCCAUCAUGGACGAGGGGCGGAAGAUGGUUCUCAUGUUUCCGGGUAUCAUUAAGUUCAAUACCCCGGAGGACAAGAAGGCCUUCGAUCCUCAGUGCCACAUAUUCUACAGCCAACGAGUGGUAGACUUACCGGAUGGGAAACCGAAGUGGGUAGGGUUGGAUAAUGGAAGUGAGCUUAUGAAGGAUGUGCAGCCACGCGAGGCAGAGACUGUUGUGGGUGAGCGCAGGAUAGAAACCACCCAUAAAUAGAUAAGUGUGAUGAUUAUCUAUCGUUGUACCGGAGCCGAUCGUGCUCAGUUAUGAUCAUAACAUUAGUGUUGUGGAUCAUACAAUAUCCUCAAGUAUUCCUUCAAGUUCUUCCUUUCGAAAAGGCACACUGAGCAUUUCGGUGCCUAGUAUGUCUUUACGACUUGUUAUCAUCUGGUGAUCGUGGAAUCUGAGAUCAAGUCAGUUUA